AUGGCGGCGUGGCGGGCGGCGCUGGCGGCCGCGUUGCUGCUGGCGGAGCCCUGCGCCCCGGAGCCGCCGUCGGAAGCCAACGGCACGUGCCAGGGCUCCAACCGCUGCCAGCCCGGCGUGCUGCUGCCCGUCUGGCAGCCCGACGACCCGUCCUUGGGCGACAAAGCGGCGCGCGCCGUCGUCUACUUCGUGGCCAUGAUGUACAUGUUCCUGGGCGUCUCCAUCAUCGCCGACCGCUUCAUGGCCUCCAUCGAGGUCAUCACCUCCAAGGAGAAGGAGAUCACCAUCACCAAGGCCAACGGCGAGACCAGCAUCGGCACGGUGCGCAUCUGGAACGAGACGGUGUCCAACCUGACGCUGAUGGCGCUGGGCUCGUCGGCGCCGGAGAUCCUGCUGUCGGUGAUCGAGGUGUGCGGCCACAACUUCCAGGCGGGGGAGCUGGGCCCCGGCACCAUCGUGGGCAGCGCCGCCUUCAACAUGUUCGUGGUCAUCGCCGUCUGCGUCUACGUCAUCCCCAGCGGGGAGAGCCGCCGCAUCAAGCACCUGCGCGUCUUCUUCGUCACGGCGGCGUGGAGCAUCUUCGCCUACAUCUGGCUCUACCUCAUCCUGGCCGUCAUCUCCCCCGGCGUGGUGCAGGUGUGGGAGGCGCUGCUCACCCUCGUCUUCUUCCCGGUCUGCGUGGUCUUCGCCUGGGCCGCCGACAAGCGGCUGCUCUUCUACAAGUACGUCUACAAGCGCUACCGCGCCGACCCGCGCAGCGGCAUCAUCAUCGGCACCGAGGCCGAGCUGCCCAAGGGCAUCGAGAUGGACGGCGGCUUCCAGCCCCCCGAGCGCCGCGAGGCCGAAGGCUGCGCCGCCUCCGCGUCGCCCGCCCUCCCCGCCGGCGCCGAGGAGAAGGAGCUGGACGAGAGCCGGCGGGAGGUGAUCCAGAUCCUGAAGGAGCUGAAGCAGAAGCACCCGGAGCGCGAGCUGGAGCAGCUGGUGGACGCGGCCAACUACUACGCGCUGCUGCACCAGCAGAAGAGCCGCGCCUUCUACCGCAUCCAGGCCACCAGGAUGAUGACGGGCGCCGGCAACGUCCUCAAGAAGCACGUGGCCGAGUUCUCCAAGCGCUCCUCGGCGCUGCUGGAGGUGCCGUCGGACGCCGAGGAGGAGGCGUGCAGCCGCAUCUUCUUCGAGCCCUGCCUCUACCACUGCCUGGAGAACUGCGGCGCCGUCACGCUGUCGGUGGCCUGCCGGCACGGCGCCGAGCCCGACCACACCUUCUACGUGGACUACAAGACGGAGGACGGCUCGGCCAAGGCGGGCUCGGACUACGAGUACAGCGAGGGGACGCUGAUCUUCAAGCCGGGGGAGACGCAGAAGGAGCUGAAGAUCGGCAUCAUCGACGACGACAUCUUCGAGGAGGACGAGCACUUCUUCGUGCGGCUGCUCAACCUGCGCGUGGGCGACGCCGAGGGCAUGUUCGAGGCCGACUCGGCCGAGCACCCCAAGGGCCGCCUGGUGGCGCCGCUGCUGGCCACCGUCACCAUCCUGGACGACGACCACGCCGGCAUCUUCUCCUUCCAGGAGCGCGUGGUGCACGUCAGCGAGUGCCAGGGCGCCGUCGAGGUGACGGUGGUGCGCAGCUCCGGCGCCCGCGGGACCGUGAUGCUGCCCUUCCGCACCGUGGAGGGAACCGCCAGG
Messenger RNA from Lagopus leucura (white-tailed ptarmigan), 1686 nucleotides. Its product is annotated as sodium/calcium exchanger 2-like. Gene Ontology annotation, cellular component: sarcolemma; axon; postsynapse. Gene Ontology annotation, biological process: cell communication; calcium ion import across plasma membrane; sodium ion transmembrane transport. NCBI's taxonomy places the organism in Eukaryota, Metazoa, Chordata, Aves, Galliformes, Phasianidae. The annotation marks the transcript as partial. The record is from RefSeq and is a predicted model, not a curated record. The transcript has a single exon. Gene Ontology annotation, molecular function: calcium:sodium antiporter activity.